This is a messenger RNA of Chrysochloris asiatica (Cape golden mole), 371 nucleotides long. RefSeq names its product dynein light chain roadblock-type 1-like. The transcript has a single exon. Lineage: Eukaryota; Metazoa; Chordata; Mammalia; Afrosoricida; Chrysochloridae. The record is from RefSeq and is a predicted model, not a curated record. The coding region runs from base 33 to 371 and encodes 112 amino acids. Gene Ontology annotation, biological process: microtubule-based movement. Gene Ontology annotation, molecular function: dynein intermediate chain binding. Gene Ontology annotation, cellular component: centrosome; cytoplasm; cytoplasmic dynein complex.
GCCAGCGAUGCGGAGAUAUCCGAUCUGUCGAGAUGGCAGAGGUGGAAGAAACCCUGAAGCGGCUUCAGAGCCAGAAGGGCGUGCAGGGGAUCAUUGUGGUGAACACGGAAGGCAUUCCCAUCAAGAGCACCAUGGACAACUCCACUACCACACAGUACGCCAACCUCAUGCACAACUUCAUCUUGAAGGCACGCAGCACCGUGCGAGAAAUUGACCCCCAGAAUGACCUCACCUUUCUUCAAAUUCGCUCAAAGAAAAAUGAAAUUAUGGUUGCACCAGAUAAAGACUAUUUCCUGAUUGUGAUUCAGAAUCCAACUGAUGAAAUGAACCUGACAGAAGAGCUUCAAAUGGAAAAAGGAAAGCAAACUUAA